AGGGAUCUCUUGCUGCUACAAUUUGUAGAAAUGAGCUCUCACAAUUAUAUUCAGAGUUUAUUGUGCCUCUCCCUGCCUGCCCCCCUUCCCACUCCCCCCAUCCCCACCCCCUGCCCUGAGUGUGUGUGUGCAGAGAGCUGGAGAAAGCUGGCAGCACUACCUGAAUAGCUCCUGAGAGAGUGAGACUUCUCAUCUCCUGCUUCAUUUCGGGGCAGCAGCUAUUCCAGCGUGUGCGAGCUCCUGCCCGCAUCCUCCCAUCGGAAGCGCUUGGUCAGGUUCCAGUUGCCUUUCAAAUGGUACAGGGCAUCUUGACUUCCCAGGACGCAGAGGAGCAGGGUUUCAUUUUCCUUCACCAAUACUUCAAGGCACAAAGGAGCUGGUAAAGGCAUUGCCAUGAAACCGAACUUGAAGCAAUGGAAACAACUCAUGCUCUUCGGUAUCUUUGCAUGGGGCCUGCUUUUCUUGGUGAUAUUCAUCUAUUUUACAGAUAGCAACACUGCUGAACCAGUUCCAAGUUCCUUUUCUUACAUUGAAACUAAGAGACUUCUGCCCCUUCAGGGCAAGCAGAGAGUCAUCAUGGGAGCCAUUCAUGACCCAUCGUUCUCCGAAACCAUUGAUGGGAAUGAGGUUCUUCUAAAUGAAGAUCUCCUAGGUACUUUUAAGUCAGGGACUGGAAAUUCUAAGAAAUGGACUGUAUUGGAAGAGGCCUUUAGAAAUGAAGAUGAGUUUUUUCCACCCCAGUUAGGAAGAAAAUCAAAAAGUGCUUUCUACCAAGUGAACGAUGAUUAUUUAUUUGCUGCUGGUCAGCCGUCACACCACCACCUUCAAGAGAUAGAAAAAUUCAUUUCAGCUGACAUGAAUAAUCCCAAAGGAAAUACUUUACAGAACAACUGGAGCCAUCAGAGAAGAAUGAGGAGAAGGAGCACAAAGCAUAGGAGAGGCCAGAUGCUUGAUGAAUCUGAUGACUGGGAUGGGCUGUAUUCCACAAUGUCGAAAUCCUUUCUUUACAAGCUCUGGAAAGGGGAUGUCUCUUCCAAGAUGCUGAACCCUCGACUGCAGAAGGCGAUGAAAGAUUAUUUGAGUACCAACAAGCACGGGGUGCGGUUCAAGGGGAAACGAAACUCCAAGCUGACAGGAGACCAGCUAUUCUGUGAGCUAAAAGAAAGAGUGAAUGUGAAAACAAUAGAUGGCAAGGAGGCUCCCUUCUCCACUCUUGGAUGGGAAAAGCACGUUCCCCAGAUUCCACUGGGCAAAUUAUAUACACAUGGCUUUGGGAGCUGUGCAGUAGUUAUGUCUGCUGGUGCAAUACUGAACUCCUCUCUAGGGGAUGAAAUAGAUUCUCAUGAUGCUGUUUUAAGAUUUAAUUCUGCUCCAACCCGUGGCUAUGAGAAAGAUGUUGGAAAUAAAACAACCAUGCGCAUCAUUAAUUCUCAGAUUCUCACCAAUCCAAACCAUCACUUUGUUGACAGCUCCUUGUAUAAAGAUGUUAUCUUAGUAGCCUGGGAUCCUGCUCCCUACUCUGCAAACCUGAAUGUGUGGUAUAAGAAGCCAGACUACAAUCUGUUCACUCCCUACGUACAGCAUCGCAGGAAGAAUCCAACCCAGCCAUUCUACAUCCUCCAUCCAAAGUUUAUAUGGCAGCUCUGGGACAUCAUUCAGGAGAACACUAAAGAGAAGAUACAGCCCAACCCUCCUUCUUCAGGGUUUAUUGGCAUCCUCAUCAUGAUGUCCAUGUGCAGGGAGGUGCACGUGUACGAGUACAUCCCCUCGGUGCGGCAGACCGACCUGUGCCACUACCACGAGCUCUACUACGACGCAGCCUGCACGCUGGGCGCCUACCACCCGCUGCUCUACGAGAAGCUGCUGGUGCAGAGGAUGAACAAAGGGCUGCAGGAUGACCUCUACCGCAAGGGGAAGGUCAUUCUGCCAGGGUUCAGAGCUGUCCAGUGCCCCAAACGAAACGAUUUCUCACACUUGUAGAAGCGAGUCUUGCGGACACCACGUGCAAUAAGGUACUACUGUCGUACUAUAAACAAGAAGAGAAUACUUGAAAAAAUAUGUCUUAGACCAAUCUAGUCUUGAGUCUAUAAAUUGUAAUUAAGUAGCAGGCAUGAGAAAUACUUCUUUUCUGAGCCUGAGUAUUUAUUACUGCUUUGCAAAUAGUUACAGAAAAAAAGCAAAGGCUUAGCUCAUGAAGGUGCAAAGGACAUAGUUAGGCAGAAAUAUAAUGUAUUGUUGGUGUGACUGUCAGAAUUUGUCGGUGGUCUCAUGCCACGUAUGCUAGACUGUAAUUUUUUUUUAAAAUGAAUUUAUUUAAUUGUCAAACCUGGCAUUGUAAAACAGCCUCUAUUGUUCAUGUAUGUAGAGAGCAGCCAAUUGAACAAUGCAGCAUUUCCCAUGGCUCCACGGGAUUUUCACACUCUCCCAGAAUGAAAUAAUUGCUGCUCCAAGCUGUGCAGUCAUUCACCAGAGCAGAAUUUAGUGCCUGUUCCUCUGCAGGCCCAGCUCCAGCCCUUCUGCUGAACUGGGGCUAAGGGUGGUCCUGAAGUGCAUGCAGCUGGGGAUGGCUGUACACAGCUAAACCAGUUAAACUACUGGAUGUAUUUUUGGAUGCCACUCUCUCAUGCUCACACUGACUGAAGAGGGAAGAGAGAAAUGCUUCAUUUCUUGAGAGAAAAAAAGAGCAUAUUUGUAACCCAAUUAGGAAGAAAAGCUCUCCCUGAAAGGACUAUCAGGAAGGUGAGAGAUGGAAAUGCUGCCUUCCCCCAGUCUGCACAGAAACAAAAGGUCCAGAGAAAGCCAAGGGAGGCUGUGCAGCAUUCACCCAUCACACUGAAAGCAAGCACAGAGGGAACUCACCUCUUGUCAACAAAGAUAGCAUUCAGGAAUUACAGACAUAUAGACAUUACAUAAUACAGACAUUAUUUGUUAGGUAUUUCAUUGGUAUCUGAAUCAAAGGCACUUGUUCACAAGUUCUUGCUGUUCAGAAAGGAGAAGUUUUCUGACAAAAGAAGAUGUUAUCAGCAUUUUUUACUUAAUGCUUGAAAGACCAUAACCCAGAAAAGCAGUAAUGCCUGGAAAAAACCUGACUAUGGACUGCAUAAGGAGAUGGUUUGAUAUUUUCAUUCAUAACACAUAAGGACAAUAUUCUUUAAGGCAAUUCUAAAAGUUAAUGGUCUGGAGUGGUUUUCUCAGGUUUUUUUGGGGUUUUUUUUGGUUUGGUUUUUUCCCACCUGACUGUAGAUUUUCUUUUAGAGUAAGUUCAGCAGGAAUAUGUGUACACAAAAGCACAGCUAUAUCCUACUCAUGUCCAUCCAGUAAAAAAGCAGACAGCUCAAACUGACUGGUUGUGGUGGAAAGUUUUUUUUUGUGUUUUGACUUAAGCAAAAAGCCUUUUGCCAGAAAGGAAAAAAAAAACCAAACAAACCAAACAACAUUAAUGACUAUUUCACCUUCAAUUGUAAUGUAAGUAUAAUCACAGAAUCCUUUUUCUCACACUCAGCUCUUUGGGAAGUACUAGGAAGGAUUUUUUGGAAGGAUCAUUUUCCUUCCUCAAAAUGAAGGAUAUAUGUCUUACAUAGGGACUUAGCUUUCUUUUUGGGCUUUAUGAUGAUCUUAAGUUUCUUCUUGUUGACAGAAAUUAUGUGUAGAUGAUCAUAUACUGUACUUCUGUGUUGUAUGGAUUGUUAUGUCCAUAAGGCAUUUUGGAACACAUCAAAAUUAACAGAUUUUACUCAUACUAGCCUUGGACUCUGGAUAUAGUACAUGCCAAUUUCUUUUUAAUGUUAUGUGUGGUGGCAGCUUUUAUUCUUGAAGUUAAUAACGUUGUUAUUUAAAUGCAUGGAGGACAGAUAGCCUACACAGAACUAAUCUAUUUUUCCAUAUGUUUGGUACUCUGUUUGCAAAACAUAAGCAGUCUGAACAGUGCAAUGAAAUAUGUCUCUCUCUGCUGUACCCUGGGUUAGCUAUGACAUAACUGUAAAGGAAGAGAGUUCUGCUUUCUAAGAGAUUAGUGAAUAUACUACUUUUAAUAAGCAGGAAAUUCUAGAGUUCCAAAAAGAAAAAAAAAAAUCACUUUGACUGGCCUGCAACCACUAACUUUUAACUUUGAUUUUCAUAAAGAAGAAAAAUACUAAUUGCAUUGCUCAACUACCCACAGCAGGAUUAUGUAGUAUUAUUUAUUCUUUCAAUAAUUUGUCACAAUAAUCAACAUAGCUGUUGGUUAUACAGAACAAGGCAAAUUUAUAAAGUUUCAUGUAACAAGUGCUAAGCAUACCUACUUAGUACAUCAUUUAUAUAUCAAUGCAGAACCAGAUCUGAGAUGUUAUAUAAUGAACUGUAUAUUUUUAAUUUACUGGGCUGCACACUCGAGCCUUUGCAGCCAAAAUUUUCUCUUUGCCAUAUCCUUCUUUAUAUGGCCGUCAGUCCUCCUUCCACAAGUGCAAAUGAGGUUGUAGCACCAUCACCUCAGAAGAUGCUGCAGCAGUUUGCUCACAGAGGAGGAAGACCAACCUGUGAUGCCACCUUUAUAAAAUGAGCCUGGAAUGGCUUUCUAACACUGGUUUUCACUGUGAUGUUUUACUGUCUGCCUGCUCAAACACAUUGUGCUUGUUUAAAGAGCAUUUUCUCUCCUACCUUGUCUUGUCCUAAUUCAGCUUUUGGCACAAGUGCAAGUGUGUUUGAUCUGUUAAUUGAGGGCUCCUCUCUACUUGCAAGGGACAGAAGCUGCUCCUCUCACCACUUCUUACCCUCUGUGGCAUUGGCAUUGCUGGCAUUUAUAAAAGCCCUCCAAGAGUUUUUGAAUUAAUGGGCAUUUCCCCAUCCCUUGUGAGGGCAGAGAAAUGUUUGCAAAGAACCACAUUCAGUAAUUUUAAAACAGUCAAUGUGUAAUAACACUGAACCAUGGCUCCUCUAAAAAUAACGAGUGAGAGUGCUGCUUUUAAAUGCAGCAGUGUGUAAGGGAAGUGUAUUCUUUCACCCAGAUCAUGGGACUUUUUGGGGAAAAGAUAGAGGCAUGGCUUCAUAGCUCUCCCAUGUGGCUGUCACACACUAACAGAGUGGGACAGCACCACACAAGAGAGGUUUGCACAAACCUGCUGCACCUGAGGUGCCUCAUCAGCCAAGCAGCUGCCUCUGCCAUUGGGCCCCUGAGCUCCCUUUGCACUUGUGGGCUUUAAAUUUAUGGAAUUUUACUGACAAGUAGGAACAAGUUGCCUUCAAACACUAUCAAGCCUUGUUUCUGUGCCCUGGUGCUGUGGACAACAGUUAAAGUUAGCUGAGACAAACCAGAAACACAGCAGCAGCCUAAGGAAAUGUGCUGAGUUUGUGCUGAAUUUAAUUAUGCUCUUCUUUCCCCACUGUGAAUUCUGUAACUUUUCUGACUUGAGGUGCUCUAUCAUUUUAUGCAUUUAGUUUUGGAUGGUAAAAUCGAGGUAUUCUUUUGUUCAAUCAAGGAAAAAAAAUUACAAAAUAUUUUGCCUCACUUUGAGCCAAAAUCGUUUUACUAGAAAAACCACAUUAUUUUGUUUCACUUCUCUAUAGUUCUAAAGGUUACCUCAGCAUAAACUCACAGCUCAGUCCUUCCUUGGAAUGAACUACUACAUCAUUUUUUACCUUGUUAUGCCAUUUUAUGCUGUAGAAACUCUGGUAAAUUCAGUGAAAUUACCAUGAUGUAAGAGAGAGGGGUGAUAUAAACACUCUAAUGGACACUCUCACUGUACAAAUUUAAUUUAAGCUUUGCUUGUCUUUGGUCAAGACACUUUCUUUGGUGAAGACAUAUGAAUUCUGAACUUGUUGCUGUAGAUCUCUUGCCAAAGUCAUAAAAACCAAAAGAGUUGUUUGUUUUGUUUUUUAAAUGAAGUGUCUACACUCACUGGUUGCACAGACUGAGCACAGUCAUUUUAGAGUCUGAAUUAAACAGGAGUUCAAAACACAUGUGGAGCAAUCCCUAGUGGGGUUUUAAAUUUCCUUUUUCUUCAGAAGUUUUUAAGGAUGGAAAAUGCCAUUUGGACAGUGACACAGAUGUACUUUGAAAGGAGUAUUAAAUGCAUUGACUGCAACAAUAAAUGGUUACUAUUUUUCCCUUCAUGCUUUCUAAAGUUGAUGCAUAUUUAAAUGAAAUCCUGCUUUGAAGUAGGCAAUUCAGAAGCCUGCUGUUAAAAUGAUUUGAAUCUUUCCCAGCAUCUAUCCUCACACACAAUGAGGAUACCUGAUUUAACUGAAAUCUAAAGUAACCCAUGUUGAGGGUAUGUGAAUCACUUAAUGAAUUUUGACAGUGCUGAUGUCUUCUCUCUGGCUUAGCAAUCAGAUUCAGAAUUUUGUUCCUGAAAUAAGAGUUGUGUGUAAAAGCCUUACUUUUUUUUCAUAUCAUCUCAUCGCUCUUAAAAUAUGUAUUCAUUGAACUAUUCAAAUAUAAACUGUGUACUUUUUUAAUAGCUUUGAGAAUUAUUUUGUAUGAUGAUUUUUUUAAAUGAAUGUGUACUCUAAUAACAAACCUUAAGAUUUUACAGGAGUCACAUUUUUAAGCAGUGUUUGUAUACAUUUUAACACUUUUUAUAUUUUCUAUUAUG
This is a messenger RNA of Oenanthe melanoleuca, 6569 nucleotides long. RefSeq names its product ST6 beta-galactoside alpha-2,6-sialyltransferase 2 (gene ST6GAL2). Gene Ontology annotation, molecular function: sialyltransferase activity. The record is from RefSeq and is a predicted model, not a curated record. NCBI's taxonomy places the organism in Eukaryota, Metazoa, Chordata, Aves, Passeriformes, Muscicapidae. The coding region runs from base 394 to 1980 and encodes 528 amino acids. The transcript has 7 exons.